AUGGCAUUUUCUUUAGGUUACUUGCUUUACAAUGGGCACCACAAUGCGGCUGGUUCGCUGUUUAUGGAAAGCAAGGAAUUGGAAGAAUUACGAUCGCAAUAUACAAAACUCGCCGAACUUCCAAUGAAUUUAACACAAAUUACCUUGAUAGACUUAAUCAAAGAUUAUUUACAAAUGACCAAUUUUGUGGCUCAUCAUUUAUCCAACACAAACAUGUCAUGUCAACUGGGUAGCAUGGCAUCGUUGUUACCGCAGUUGUUAAAGAACAGCACUGUCGGACUAAAUCGUACCCCACCCAUACGCCCAAUACGCCCUUUGUGGAUGCCCACUGGCAAGGCCUAUCUGCCACCGCGUGUGAUCAGCACAGAUCAUUCAAAUGGAAUUAGCGGCAUACAAGUUAAGCAGAAUCCCCACCUGUUUCGAUUGCCUCUGGUCGCGGUCAGACCGAAUUCGUUCACUGCGAGAAAAACGGGCAGUGUCCUCCGGGGAAUGUCAUCGGCUAUUUCAAUUUUGCCACCAGGCACCACGACUCGUCCAUUGAUCCGUUUGGUUCGGAACGAAACCCCAGUUUUCUUCAAUACAGCUAGUUCAAAAGCGGAAGCGCUCGACGAACCUGGAACUAUUUGUCGUCCAGUGGUCUGUGAAAAAUCCACCUCCACUAGCCCGUUUCAUGAAGACUCCUCUCCCUCUGAGUCGCCUGGUCCCCUAGAGGUUGUCACGGUGGAAGAUCCGUGCGAGGAAUCUAGGGAUUCAGUUUCAGAACCUGACACACACGCACCCGGAGAUCGGUUGAUAGAAUCUAGGAAAAGUAAAAUUACUGUGAAGCCCGAUCUAACACAAUCAGCAUCCAGCACUGUUGAAAAGAAAACAGGCGAUCGAAUGGAUUGCGCCUCAUCUCCCAGCACACAUCAGUUCCCGUCAGGUGAAUCCGAACUGAAGUCACGAAACCCCCCAAGUGGAACAAUUAUUAAUACAGACUCUGAAAAUAACUCCAAGGAUACUUCCCCACAGGUGUCUUCUGGUGGCACCAAAAGCAUCACGUCGUCGUCCGUAAACACUUUGCCGUUCACUGUGUUCAAUCAUCUACCUCCCGCUUCCGAGGCAAAGCGUUUGUCUGUUGGCUCCGACUCUAGUCUCCGCGAGGAAUCCCUAACUCCUUCCAGCUCGUCUCGUCGAAAGCGCCUUCAAACACCUCGUCAUGUUGUAUCUGGUCAGACCACGAUGUCUGUUCCUUUAGUGGGAUCCGAGUCGCAGGACGACGUGGAUAUUCAGCGUUUCUUGUCCGCAUUGUUCUCCAAACCGGAACAGCUUGCCACUCACAUUAACGCUAAACUCAACAGUUUACCUAGCCCGACUGAAUCAACCAGCCGUGGGAUCUGCGAUGGCCGAACCAGAACAGCCGGUGAUUUACGAGCUCCCGUCUCGGAAUUCGUCAAAUCGACCACAUUGGGAAUCGCUUCCGAGAAGUCUUCCGAGAUUGGGAGCAAGCAGAGCGAUAUUGUGAAUCCGCUGUUAGAUCUGUUGGAAGUACGUUUAUGCAGAAAGAAUGCUUGCAUAUGA
Echinostoma caproni is the source of this 1560-nucleotide messenger RNA. The record is from the annotation of a GenBank genome assembly. Lineage: Eukaryota; Metazoa; Platyhelminthes; Trematoda; Plagiorchiida; Echinostomatidae.